UUCCAAGACUGAGUGUAGGCUGGCUCGGAAACAGGUGUGGGAGAUUUAGAGCGAGGUUCGGAGAUCUCUGUCAGCGUACGAUAAUCUCCAGAGAGAUGGGAGCUAGGGUUCGAGUGCAGCAUUACAAUUUGGGAUCAGCUGAUUCCUACAUCGGCACUUCUCUUCACGAUCUUAACUCCGUUGAUGGUUCGGCGAGAGAUAUCGACGACGAUAGUUUGAAUAACGACGGCGAUUCCUCUUCUGCGGACUGUAUGCAUGAAUCAUACAGAAACCCUAUGCAAAUCCACGAUGAAGUUGUUGAAGAAGGUGGAUCUAACAUGGAGAACAACAUGUUAAGCAUUGAAGAUGUUUCACCGAUUGAAUCAGCAAGAGCGAGAUUUCUACAAAUCAUCGUGGACUACUUUAUUACACAACAUGUGAUUGAGGUUUGUGAGGACAAGCUUGUUCUUGAUGUGGUUUUUGAUGGACGGGAUGAUGAUCUUAAUAACAAACUCAAGAGGAAGUCUGAUGAUAUACAAUAUGAAGGUGAUCCCCGGUUUGCGUUACCGUUGAUGUAUGUUGCGAAUUUGUAUGAGACUUUAGCUGCUGAAGCAAAUGUGAGGCUUGCUUCGUUGAAUGGGAUAAGGGAAAAGACUAUUGGGGUUUCUCUGGAAGCAGCUGGUGGCUUGUAUCGGAAAUUAACUAAGAAGUUUCCUAAGAGAGGUAGUUGCAUGUUCAGGAGAAGAGAACUGGCGACUUCUGUUGAAACAAGAACAAGAUUUCCAGAAUUGGUAGUACAUGACGAGAAACGAGUUCGUUUCGUGGUGGUCAAUGGUUUGGAUAUUGUUGAAAAGCCAGAUGAUUUGCCUAAUGAAGAUGCUGAAUGGUUUAAGCGAUUAACAGGCCGUAAUGAAGUGGCUGUCUCUGCGAGAGAUUAUAAAUUCUAUUGCCCUCGACCCAAGCAUAGGCGUGGUCAAAAUUCUGUCUCCAGCAUCCAUGGCUUGCCUACAUUUUCAGGUAUAGAGUCUUCAACGUUAGCCAAUACACAAGGGUUUCGCUCCGAUAAUGAAGAACAUCACACUCCUUCUCCUUCCAAACAUCAUAUGUCGUCUUUGUCUCAUCAAUUUCACCAAUCUAUUCAACAGAGCCACCACCAUCAUCAAUCUAUUUACCAAAGUCAACACGCAGCCACACAUUUUCCCGGUCAGAACCAUCAAUGUGACCCUGAACUAUCUCACACCCACCAGUCACCAUCUAUUUCACAGCACAUGGCUUGCUUGCAACCCCUCACUGGAGGCCAUGUAAUGCCAACUAGUCCCGCAAAAUUCUGCGACCAAUGUGGAGCACAGUACUUGAGAGAGACAUCCAAGUUCUGCUCAGAGUGUGGUUCCAAGAGACUCGGGAUAUAG
Molecule: messenger RNA, 1388 nt
Organism: Camelina sativa (false flax)
Lineage: Eukaryota; Viridiplantae; Streptophyta; Magnoliopsida; Brassicales; Brassicaceae
Source: RefSeq, a predicted model, not a curated record